This is a messenger RNA of Penicillium olsonii, 1353 nucleotides long. The record is from the annotation of a GenBank genome assembly. NCBI's taxonomy places the organism in Eukaryota, Fungi, Ascomycota, Eurotiomycetes, Eurotiales, Aspergillaceae.
AUGGAGACAUCUCGGCUCUCUACUAGUAUAUCACAGCAUGCCAUGGAUCGAUCUCGACGAGCCACCAGUGUCUUAUCGAUGGAUGACCUCGAGGCGGCGCAGGCCUUGGAGGGGCUACGCUCCGAUUUCGGACAAUCUCCUCGAACAUCACGACAAUCCCUCCCCGUCGCUUCGCCGGACCCACCAGCAGAGCCCCUCCUGUCGCUGCUCACAUCGUCUCACCCGCUCAUCUCCUCUGCCAUCAACGGCUCAGUCUCGGCCUAUGCCACAUCCAAAUCAUACUCGCCGCGAUUCAAGUCUGGCGCAGAGUUCAUCGAGCGCAAUAUUGGUUCACCUGUCGCAAAUACCGUCGGCACGGUAGGUCGUAAGACGGGUGUGGAGAGCGGUCUCCGGUGGGCGCUGCAGCGACGGGAUUCGACGAACGAGGAUUCCAAUCAAACCAACAAACGACGAAAGAUGGACGGAAAUGUAUCGCCGAGGACUGUGGAUGUCGAGAAGGGGGAUAUCCCGGGUCAGCCCACGCGGGCACGGAGUCCGUCUGAUCUUUCAAUGGCCGAGUCGCUACCUCCUUACGAUGAAAUGAAGUCGCCUCACUACGAAGAAAAGCCUGGGCGACGGGCUGAACCGACAUGGCAGAGCAGACUCGUCAUUUCCACUUCAGGCCUGGGAGUCGCCAUGAGCGAUGAAUCGCUACGAAGCUUGCAAUACUGCCUUACUUGGCUUCGAUGGGCUAAUGGGCGACUGGGAAAAUCCAUUGUAGCCCUCCACGGUGCUGUGACCGAGUGGGAAAAUCAAAAGGCUCGACAGCAGAGCAUGUCGCAAGCGGAUGUGGAGGCGGGAGAUAGUCGCCAAGAGAAUGCGUCACUUCUCAUUCAGCGCAUCCAGGCCGUCAAAGCAGACGUCCUCUCAACCUUGAAACAGGUUGUGGAUGUUGUCUCGAAAUACGCAGGAGGUGCGCUGCCAGAGAAUGCUCGUCACCUGGUGCGCCGCCACUUGACCUCUCUCCCUCACCGUUUCCAGGUGGCAUCUACAUCCCACCCACCUCCAGACUCGCCCGCUGCCUCGUCCGAUGCCACAAUCAGUGCACACCGGAUCUUGGUUCUGGCACAAGAGGGAUUGGACAUGAUGGCUCAGGUCAGCGGUGUGGUCAACGACACAUUGGUCAGUGCUGAGCACUGGUGUGAACGACUGGGCCGGAAACGACCUCAGAGCGGAACUUCCACCGGUGUCUCAGAGAAGCAGGGUGAGUCGGCUCCCGACACCCAGUCCUAUGAAAUAGACGCGAAACCGCCUAUUCCCCCGGAAAACGCCAUCCAGGAUGACGUCCCGAUGUCCGGGGUGGAGAAGACCUGA